UGCUGUAUCGGCGGCGAGGUAGAUUUUUCCAGGAACGUUUCCUUUAAAAAUAAGUGAAAUUCCCCUCCAGAAAUUUACAAGCUUUGAAACUGCAUGUUUCCGCACUUCAGAAACAGGUAACAAUGUAAAAGGUAUAACAACAAAGAUGCAAAAGGUCAUAGUGGCUAUUACAUUCUGAGCUCAUCAUCUACAUCCUCAAUGGUAAAACCUUCGUGAGGCAUGCUGAAAUCUACGCCUCUUACCUUUUCAAAGCAGAUGCCUAUUAGAAAGCCAACAGCUCAUGUGAUAAAGAAGGCAAAUUCUAACCAGCUGAAGAUUUUGAAUCCAUAAGACAAUGUAAAGUUUUGGAGUGUAUCCUUGCUUCACUUUGAAAGUUUUAUAUAUAUAUAUAUAUAUAUAUAGCAUACCACACUGGCUGGUGGAGCUCCACCUGCUAAACCAGCUAUGCAUCAGCUGUUCAGCAUUGUUUUGGGACAAAGGGACCUCUCUCGAGCUGGAGACCUGUUUUCACUGGAAGAUACUGAAAUUAAAGAUAGUUUAUCUGAAGCUCUUGAACAAAUAAAAAAGAUAUCUUCAUCAUCAGACUACUUGACCAAUGACAAUGACCAGGCAGUCAUAGAGAUCUGUAUUACACGAAUAACUACAGCCAUCCGUGAAACUAACACCAUUGAGCAACAUGCACUUGCUCUUGUUUCACUGUGGGAAUCAUGUUUGGAGUGCAACCUAAAAACAGAAGGAAAAAAUGAGGACACACCACAUGCAAAAAUUGCAUCUGACAUUAUGAGCUCCAUUUUACAGCAUUACAACAAACCUCAGGUGAUGGCUUUAGCUGUACCAGUGGCUAUGAAAUUUUUACAAAGGGGGAACAAGGAAAUAUGUAGGAAUAUGUCAAGCUACAUUUCACUGGUUGCAAUUGCAAAGGCUGAUUUGCUGGUCGACCACACGGAGGCCAUCACAAAGAGUGUUCUACAAGGUAACUUCAUGCUUUUACGGGUGUUGCCAUCACUGUAUGAGCAAAAGCCUGAAUCUAUUAACAUGCACCUAACAGCAUUAGUGGAGCUCCUGUUUAGUUUGGAUCAGUCAGAGCAGCAUCACCUCUUCCGACUCUUGCAGAUAACUGCUAAACAUUAUCCAGAGGUGUUAAAUAAUUCCUUGUCUUCAUUAAUGACUCAUCUUCAUGACCCUAACCAAAAUGAUUCAGUCCUAACCAUACUUCUAGAAGUAUCUCGGUCCAACCCAUCAGCUGUUGCUAGUUUUCUUCCAAGGCUGAAGGAGGUUGGAGAAGAAUUUCCAAGUCUUCUUGGCCAGAUUGCAAAAAUCUAUGGUGCCAUCGGGCACACUAAUGAGGAGAGAGCUAGGAGCUGUCUGGCCUACCUGGUGACUCUUCUAGCAAACAUGGAUCACACCUUUCAUCAUGUGCUACUCAUGGAGAUCAAGGGGAUCACAGACAUGUUCAGCAACAUCUUGGGUGCCAAUAGCAAGGAUAUUUAUCGUAUGAGCAACAGUUUUACUUAUGUGGCUAUGCUCCUGGGGAAGAAGCUUGAGAUAAGCAACUCAUCUGUGAUCAGGGAGGAAAAUGACACCAGAGAGAACUCUACAUUGUGUAAUUUGGAAUCAACGACAAAUGCUGGCAGUCAAAAGGAAGAUUUGACAGAGAAAAUCUAUGCACAUGAGGAUAACAUACAAACUGAAAACAAGAGCUCAAAACAUGUUCCCAGGUCACAAAGCUUGACAAACUCAACAAAUUUAGAAAUUGAUAAUGGUAAAGAAAAUGGGGAAAUACCUGCUAUGUGUUUUUCCGAGAGUGCGCUGAGCCAAGAAAGCUGUCAUUCACCUUCUGGAGUAGAUGAUGGCACCACCGAGAGUUUCUCAACUCCUAAUUCCUGUUCUUCUCCAUUCAUUAUGAAGUGUUCUACAGAAAUGCUCAACAAAAGCUGUCAGGAAAACAAUGGCACAAUGGAGAAGGGUCCUCAAGAAAACAGGGAUAAACUAUGGGGACAUUUAAAAGAAAAUCUCACUAAAGUACAAGCUUAUUACAAUGCCGUAAAAAGAAAAAUCCCUAUUCCAGACCAGUGUACUUUUGAAGACUCUGUUAGAAAUGUGAUCAAGCUACAUUUCACAUGUCCUUUGAAGGGCCACUACUGUCUCUAUAGCAAAUCCAGCUUCACUCUCAACAGUAGACAGCCUCAAGUCUGGAUUCAGAUCAUGUUGAUUGUUAAACAGAGCCUGUCUACAGAACCUUUAUCAAUCAGUGACACAUCUGUUCAACUUCUGAAGUCACUGUGGGAUACAACUCAUCUUAACAGCAUUUGCAGCUUUGAAUCUGCAAUGAUACAUGCAGCCUUUCCUCAGAAUAAGGACCUGGACUGUGUGCUUAAACACUUGGAAGAAGUGCGCUUCUUCGACCUUUUUGGAUACAGUGAGGAAACGGGAGAAUGGCUCUGUUUCAUGUGCAACAAUCCUGAAAAAGCAAAUGUUCUUAAUCAGGAUGGCCAGCCACUUAUUGAGGGCAAAUUAAAAGAGAAGCAAGUUCGAUGGAAAUUCAUCAAGAGAUGGAAAACUCGUUAUUUCACGCUGGCAGGGAACCAGCUACUCUUUAGGAAGGGAAAAUCAAAGGAUGAGGUGGAUGACAACCCCAUUGAGCUUAGCAAGGUACAAAGUGUUAAGGUGGUUGCAAAAAAACGCAGGGACCGCAGUCUUCCACGUGCAUUUGAGAUCUUUACAGAUAACAAGACCUAUGUCUUCAAAGCAAAGGAUGAGAAAAAUGCAGAGGAGUGGCUGCAGUGCAUCAAUGUCGCUGUCGCCCAGGCAAAAGAAAGAGAGAACAGAGAAGCCACAACAUACCUGUGACAGAGAAGAUUCAUACAGGAACUCACCAGUGUAGCAGAGUAGUUGUACUAUGGAAAGACUAAUACCACUGCCACUGUGAAAGUUCAAAUGCUGUAUAAUAUGAGCAGUCGAUACACACUGCUUUACUUGGAUGAGCUACUCCUUGGAAUAAUGUGCACAAUACAAGAAAUGGUCGUUCAAUUCAGACAUUUUGUACUUUAACAAGACAUCUCAUGCAGGAAAUCAAGGGGGCUGAUUUUUGUGCACACUGUACAAUAUACAUCUCUCUCAUAAUCUUUAUGAUGUAGUCUGUUUAGAUAAGAAGACAUGAACUUCUGGGAUGACUUUGCAAAUCUUGCUACUUUUGGAAAAGAAAUAACUUUCAUUAAUGAAAGUGGAAACAGAUGGACCAAGGUAACUGAAUGGGGCCCUCUAUCCUGCCUUGAAGAAUUGAGUGAACAUAUCAAAAUAUAAAGGCAUUAUAUGAAAAUAUCAAAACAGCAUAUGAAAUUUGAAGACUGUAUCUUUCCAGUCAACCUAAAUCCCUACUUUUACCUACAGUAAUGCACUGAGAAGUAAAGGAAGUGAUGAGAUCACAGGUACAAACAUUUUGAAUGUACUCUUCUACUACUAGUACUACUACUACUAUUAUGGUCCAGGAAUUCUGCUACUGUAUCAAGUAGGCCUAAAAUCAGAUCUUCAGAUCAAGUGGAGAAGCUUAUUUUAGAUUUUUCUUGCAUGUAGUUUAAUUAUUUUAUGUUAGGUAUUUGUUAUACUGUAUAUAAUCCUGGGCUUAAAAGUAGAAGUGCACUUAACAAAAAUAAAAUUAAUUCAGCUCAUUUGAACCUAAUUUGAUGAGGAUGCCUUCUUUAGCAGCACUUGCUGAAGGAAUUCUACAAGGUAGGUCCCCACUGUCUGGGAACCCACCAUGACAGAGGGACCAUAGUGCUCAGAUUUAUAGUUGGUGAAACUUUUUCCAUUUUCCAUUGGAUAACACCUAACAAGAAAUACACAUUCAGACUGUUGCUAUUGUAACCAUAUGAAGUAAAAUCGAUAGCACAAAACAGAUCGAUGACUUUUCAACAGCCUGAUUAUAUACAGUACUUGGUGUUUUGUACCCUUUGCUGUUUGCUAGUCCUGCUGAUUUGUGCACUGAAGAUUUAAAAUGGAUGCAAUUUUUUAAAAUUCAUGAUGUCUAUCUACUCUGUCAAACCUGUGUUGAUUGGAAAGAACAAUCUGUUAUAUGAACCCAAUGUAAUACUUUUCAGGGAGGGGUGCAGUUUUAAGUACUGUGCAUCAGAGUGGGCAGAGAUGAGAUUCUGUCUAGAAAACAGGCUAGAGUGGAAUUAAAAAUUCAGUCAUGAGACUGAUUACUAAAUUUCACUUGAAUAAAUUGAGCUGUACUCAUUAUAUUCAGUCUGGGGCUAUAGAGUACAAUCCCCCAUUGAUAAAUAAUCUUAAAUGAUGAUAUUAUAUAAUUGGAGUAAGCAGUUUAAAAACUUGAAUGCUUGGAUGUAUAUUGUGAAGUUAUAAUCUUUUAAAGUAUUUUCAUGUCUUCCUGAAAAGCUUUACAUCUAAUUGGCCAGUUAUGAAGAUGUACAGAUAGCACCAAUGAUUUGUGUCAAAAAAAGACACUGUGAUUUUUAGAUUUUUAGAUUUUAGACACUAUGGUUCCAACACUAACGCUUUGUCUCAUAGACUACAAUGUCUGUACCAGAGAGUCAAAUCCAUAAAGAUGGAUGAUCACUUCAUACACUAUACCUUUUUCUUUUGUUCUUAUUUUUCAAAAUAUUCUUUAAUCUAUUUUUAUUAUUUUCUA
This is a messenger RNA of Polypterus senegalus (gray bichir), 4648 nucleotides long. It is a transcript of the gene veph1, whose product is annotated as ventricular zone expressed PH domain-containing 1. Gene Ontology annotation, cellular component: plasma membrane. The record is from RefSeq and is a predicted model, not a curated record. NCBI's taxonomy places the organism in Eukaryota, Metazoa, Chordata, Cladistia, Polypteriformes, Polypteridae. Bases 445 to 2850 code for a protein of 801 amino acids. Gene Ontology annotation, molecular function: phosphatidylinositol-5-phosphate binding. The transcript is spliced from 15 exons. Gene Ontology annotation, biological process: regulation of signal transduction.